GCACAUUAUAGUGAUUUUUGUACAUUUUCCACACACAUUCCUUCGAAAUUAUUUUCCCUUCUCUUUUCUUUUCUUUUCUUUUCUUUCUCUAACUAAUAAUGACAAACAAACUUGUGGCUUUCGCAUACCUUGGUUGCUAAAUCUUGUGUUUGAACCUUAACAACACGAACACAACCUUACCAAAAUAUGCAGUAACGCACAAUUUUUUCUGAGGCUGCGAUCAUGUGCAACGACAAUGAGUGCCAAAAGACUACUCUCCACCCCUCAAUACCAUCAGAUCCCACCAACGAUCAAAAACUCUCUCCAAUGGACCCAAAACUGCACAACCCAACAACCCAAACCACCUUUCCAACCCAAGCGACCCUCCAUUUUAGCCACCAACAUCAUCAAAUCAUACUUUGACAAGGGCCUAACCAAAGAAGCACGUACCCUGUUCGACGAAAUGCCCGAGCGAGACGUGAUUGUGUGGACGGCCAUGAUCGCCGGCUACGCGUCCUGCAACCACCACGCUCGGGCAUGGGUGGUUUUUCGGAACAUGAUGAGGGAAUGUAAUGAGUACCCGAAUGCAUUUACCAUGUCGAGUGCUUUGAAGGCUUGUAAAGGCAUGAACUCACUUUCUUGUGGUGGUUUGGUUCAUGGGAUGGUUGUUAAGUUUGGGUUGGAGGGUUGCUUGUAUGUUGACAACGCGGUUUUGGACUUGUACGCGACUUGUUGUGCUACUAUGGUGGAGGCGUGCGUGGUUUUUGGUGGUAUUCGGGAAAAGAAUUCAGUGUCUUGGACGACGUUGAUCACGGGUUAUACUCAUCGCGGAGAUGGAUAUAGCGGGCUGCAAGCUUUUAGGCAAAUGCUGUUGGAGGAAGCUGAAACAAACGCAUUUAGCUUUUCGAUUGCUGGCAGAGCUUGCGCCUCAAUAGGCUCUCAUACUACUGGCAGGCAAAUUCAUGCAGCUAUUAUUAAACAAGGAUAUGAAUCAAAUACUCCUGUUAUGAACUCCAUAUUAGACAUGUAUUGUAGGUGUGAUUUACGCGAAGCAAAACAGUGUUUUCAUGGGAUGACCGAAAGAGAUUUGAUUACAUGGAACACAUGGAUUGCUGGAUAUGAAAAAAGUGAUUCCAUCGAAUCUCUCUUCAUAUUCUCACAGAUGGAGUACGAAGGAUUUAGUCCAAAUUGCUUCACACUCUCAAGUGUUGUGGCAGCGUGCUCUAAUUUAGCUGUUUUGAACUGCGGACAGCAAGUACAUGGAACCAUCAUUCAAAGAGGCUUUGAUAGGAACUUGGCAUUGUCCAAUGCCCUCAUAGACAUGUAUGCCAAGUGUGGCAACAUCUCAGAUUCACAGCAAAUUUUCAUUGAAAUGUCCAUUAGAGAUUUGGUUUCUUGGACUUCUAUGAUGAUUGGAUAUGGAAGCCACGGAUAUGGAAAAGAGGCGGUUGAAUUGUUUGAUCAAAUGGUCAAGUCAGGUAUCAGGCCUGAUCGGAUUGUGUUUAUGGCAGUUUUAGGUGCUUGUAGCCAUGCCGGACUUGUAGAUAAAGGUUUGAGUUACUUCAAUUCGAUGAUUGGUUAUUAUAACCUCACUCCAAAUCAGGAAAUUUAUGGAUGUGUUGUGGAUUUGCUAGGACGUGCUGGGAGAGUUAAGGAGGCUUAUGAAAUAAUGGAGGGGAUGCCGUUUAAGCCUGAUGAAUCGGUUUGGGGUGCAUUUCUUGGAGCUUGCAAAGCACAUAGGCAUCCUGAUAUGGAAAAAUUGGCGGCAAGGAGGUUAUUGGAUUUGGGGCCAAAUAUGGCAGGCACUUAUGUGACAGUGUCAAAUAUUUACGCAGCUGAAGGUAUGUGGGGAGAUUUCGCAAAAGUGAGGAAGUUGAUGAGAGGUGUGGGGAGUAGAAAAGAGGCUGGGAGGAGUUGGGUUCAGGUUAGAAAUCAGGUUUGUGGUUUCGUGGUUGGAGAUAAGGUGGGUGCACAUAUAGAAUGGGUAUAUGAAGUUCUUGAUGUGUUGGUUUUGCAUAUGGCAGAAGCAGGAUAUGUCCCUGAUUUAGAUUGCUUGACACAAGAUUUGGAAGAUGGGACUUGAAUAAAAUGAAGCUGAAUGGGUAAAAAGAGUACUCAGUUGGCUGUUGAGAAAAAGCUUUACUUGGGGUAACCGGGAAGUAAAGGAAAGCAGAGCUUGCGGAUCAAAAAACAGGAAAGCAGAGCUUCAGUUUUAUGACUUUAUACUGAAAGACAAUCAUGGAAAGUGAAAGCAUAAGAAUUUUAAUGAAAGAGUGCGGUCAAGGAUCAGUGAGCAGGGGCUGAGAAAGGGCAACAUGGUGAGGAACUACCCCACGAAGUGAAGAUACCAGUUCUUAUUGAGCAUAACCUCAGGGAUUUGAAUCCCCUUUCUUAUUGUCUUGAUGCACAUGAAGAAAGUGAACUGCCGAUAACCAGGUGGAUGUCAGAACGAGGGCCAGAAACCUCCUUAACAAAAGGGUAGAACGGUAGGGGAUGCUUAAAAAAAGCAGCAUUGGGAAUUAAAUUUUGUUGUGGAUUCGAUUCAGGAAUUACUUUCUUCUUUUGUUUUUUUUCUAACUAUCUCUUCUCAUUUUUAUUCCAACCAUAACAAAAAAGUGGAUUCUGAAA
Messenger RNA from Rhododendron vialii, 2607 nucleotides. RefSeq names its product putative pentatricopeptide repeat-containing protein At1g56570. Gene Ontology annotation, molecular function: RNA binding; protein binding. The transcript is spliced from 2 exons. Gene Ontology annotation, biological process: RNA modification. The record is from RefSeq and is a predicted model, not a curated record. Bases 236 to 2062 code for a protein of 608 amino acids. NCBI's taxonomy places the organism in Eukaryota, Viridiplantae, Streptophyta, Magnoliopsida, Ericales, Ericaceae.